Messenger RNA from Arctia plantaginis, 1635 nucleotides. The record is from the annotation of a GenBank genome assembly. Lineage: Eukaryota; Metazoa; Arthropoda; Insecta; Lepidoptera; Erebidae.
AUGGACCCGUAUAGAAUACCCGUGUUAAGACCAGAAAAUGACAGCACUCUUCAGAUGAAGCCGAGAGAAGAUAACAAAAUGGAGACUAUAAGAGAAAUAAAUCCUCCAGCUUACACUGAUAGAGUACCAUCUCUAAAGGACGUUCAAGAUAAGAAUAUUGAAAUUGUUAACAUGCCGAUAGACUUUAGGAACAAACCCUAUUUAGUAUUCAAUGAUAUAACAAAAAAGAGUCUCAAAAAAGAAGGCUUGACUUACUGCUUUUUAAGUGUCAUCUUUAGUUUUAUAUUUGGUUUAGCAAUCGGUGUAAUUCUAAUGAGUGGACAGUAUGAAGAAAAAUUUAUAGUUAGAGAAAGAAAUGUUAACCAGAGAACAUUAAAUUCCAAUAAACACGAUAUUGACACAGAAAAAAAUAGUUUUACAGCUGUAUCUUUUACUAGUUUAGAGAACAAAUAUAAAAAAGAUGUAUAUCCAAAAGGAUUAACAGAAGUCAUGAAGGAUAUAUUAAAAGAUACCAAAAUUGAGAGACAUACUCCUGUUAUAAAUAAAACUUUUAUACCGAACGAUGCAACAGUACUCUAUGAUAGUGUAUACUGGGGUCCUCAAAUUGAGAAUUCAAUGCCGCAAGGAUAUGGAGAAAGUUCAGCUGAAAUGUGGGAAAAAUACGUCGAUGAAUCUGAGGUGAUUAAAAUGGAAUUAGGCUGCGGGAGAAUGCAGAAUCGUCUGGUGACAUUCAAAGAUGGUUUGCAAGCUUGUGUUCGAUACAGGCAGAACACAGAUCAAAUUCAAGGAGAAAUUUUUAGUUUUUACGUAGGAAGGUUAUUGAAUUUGACGAAUUUAGCUCCGUCUGUUGUUAAAAUUGUCGAUUUAAAAGAUAAAUUAUGGAAGAAUGUUGCAAACGACAUCGCAUCUGCCCAGUGGAGUUCGAACAGGGCUGUUGUUAUAACACAAUAUGUACCUAGUCUUGAAUCUGCUUCCAUACCAGAUAUUUUUAGGCCAACAACAAGACAUUUGAAUAAAAACGAUGUUUUAACGAUGUCUUUAAGAGAAAAUGACACAGAAAUAAACAAGCGUCUUCUCUUAGAUAAACUGCGUAAUAAGGAAAUAAAACGCAAGCAAGAUAUAAAGAAUUUCACUCAUAUUGAUAUGAAAUUAAACAAGAAAACAAUUGAUCGAUUCUUAGAGUUAGCUCAGUGGUCAGAUUUGAUAAUUUUUGAUUUUUUGACGGCAAAUUUGGAUAGGAUAGUCAACAAUCUCUUCAAUUUUCAGUGGAAUGUCAAUAUUAUGGAUGGCCCUGCUCACAAUUUGGCCAAAAAGAUGGACAGUGGACUACUCGUUUUUCUCGAUAAUGAAUCGGGAUUGUUACAUGGAUAUAGACUGUUGAAAAAAUAUAACGUUUAUCAUAGUUUGAUGUUGGAUAAUUUGUGUGUGUUCAGAAAGAGGACCGUCGACUCUCUUAAAAGACUGUUUGUGAAUAAAAAUAUUUAUCGUGUUCUUAGUGAUAUGUUUCAUAAAAAAAACUCUGUAGUAAUUAGAGAUAUUUUACCUUCAUUGCCGGAGAAGAACGCAAAAGUUUUAAACGAAAGAAUAGGUAAAGUUUUGAAUCAAAUUGAAAAAUGCGAAUUUCAGUUUAGAUAG